AGCCAAGGCUGCCGGUUCAGCUUUGCCGCCCUUAAUACUCCCGAUUCCCAUCCGUCCGCUUGCCAAGCGACUGCGUUCUGUCCUUUCGACUGCCUUAUCCAGCAUAGCCUGCGGCGUUUCGAUUUCUUUACCAUCACGAUACCCCACACCGAUUUCAAUAUGCCUGCCGCAUCCAAGAGAAAGACGCCCCCCGUCAAGAUCUCGCCCGUCAACGCCGAUGACUGCUCCCAGUCGCCGUCGGGCAGUGAGGGUACCUCGACGGGAGGUGCAGACAAGACCCCGGCCAAGUUGCACAAGCGGUCUCGCUCUGGCUGCUUUACAUGUCGUCUGCGUCGAAAGAAGUGCGAUGAGAAGCAUCCCUCCUGCGGCGCCUGCGUCAACCUGAGUGUCAAAUGCGAAUAUAAACGCCCGAUCUGGUGGGGCAACGCCGAUCAGAGGAGAAUUCAAAAGGAACGCAUUAAGAACAAGAUCAAACAGACCAAGAUGAAUGAGCGCAAUGGAGCCCUGACUGAUCCCGCCGCUCGCACUCGCAACAUGACGGCGACCUCGCCGACCUCCCCCGAAUACGAGUUCGGUCGCCCUGUCUUCCCUGAGCAGUACGAUAUCUUCGCCUCACAUCUUCCCACUCCGGCCUUGAAUCAACCCAUCUAUGCGCCGACGCACCCGUACGAGAUCGAUGUGAAGACUGAGCGACACACCUUCGUCAACGAUGUCCCCUUGCGCCACGACUCGUGCAGCUCGACCUUCAGCACCUUUGCGCCUCCGCAGUUGAAUGCUCCGUUGCCGACCUUCCCCAGCGAGGAUUGGUUUCACGAUGAGUACUUUGCCGGCGUCCCCGCCCUGCCCGGAAUCGACCCCGCCCUGUGCGAGCAGAGUAUCGGCCAGACGUAUGCCUUGCUGCAAUCCAACAUUCCCGUCAGCGAGCAUGACCGGCCCCUCCUCGACCACUUUAUUCACAAUGUCCUGCGGAUCAUCUUUCCCGUCGUGGAGGCACACCAGCGCGGACACAUCCGAGCCCAGGCCAUUCUGCAAGCCCUGGAAACGAACAAGUGCUACCUCCACUGCUGCCUCAGCGUGGCUGCAAUCCACCUCAAGACCACGGAAGGAAUCGUGGGCGAACAGAUCGACCAUGAUAUCAUGCGCAAUCGUUUCGAGGCGGUUUCCCAGUUAUGCCUGGCCCUGGGCGAAGACACCAACCACGAGGAGAUCCUGGACGCGACUCUUGCCAUGAUCUUCUUCCACUGCUCCGUGGGGCCUGCAGAUGACUACCUGCCGGAUAUUCCGUGGUUCGAGCACUUCCAGGCGGCCUCCAACCUGGUGCAUCGGCUCGGUCUUCCCACGGCCAUUCCCGCCUGUGGGAACCCGUACAUGCUCCCCCCAUUUACCAUGACUCUGGCCUCGUGGAUUGACAUUCUAGGAUCGACCAUGCACGGCAAGACCCCCGAGUUCGCACACACCUACCGCGCCAAGCAUCUGAGCGGCUCAUCCCUGGGGCUCCGCGAGCUGAUGGGCUGCGACGAUCGCAUUAUGUACCUGAUUUCCGAGAUCACGUGUCUGGACGCGCUGAAGAGAGACGCCCGAAUCGAUGAGAUGGGGGUCUGCUCUCAUGUGUCGGCUCUGGGACAACAAUUGGAGUUUACCGAACCGGUGAAUCAGACGCUCGAAAGCCCUCUCCUGCCGAACGGCGCCUUUUCCCCGGAGCUUCUGACCAAGAAUAUCACCGCUGCUUUCCGCAUCGCAGCAAGAAUCUACCUGUGCAGCCUGGUCCCCGGAUUCGACCGAAACCAACCGAGCACGGUGAACCUGGUGGCCGCGGUCGUCAAUGUUCUCCAAUACAUUCCGUCCGGCCCCGAAGGCUUCGAUCGGUCGCUUGUGUGGCCUCUCCUGAUCGCGGGUUCGUUCUCCGCACCACAGAGCCAUUUCCGGACCGUUCUCGCCGAUCGCGCUGCUGCUCUCGGAGAGCAUGCCGAGCUGGGUAGUUUUGGCCGCAUGUACCGAGUCCUGAAGGAGGUAUGGCGAGUGUCGGACGAGCCUAUCGAGCCCGUGCCCACCCCGGAAGAGCGUCCAUCGUCGUCCGCAUCCUCUGACGGCCCCGUCAAGCGGGAGGAGUCUGAGUCGCCCAAGGAAAGCGUCGAGCCAUGGAGUGCGAAAGAGAUCAAGAAGCCAUUCCUUCACUGGCGGGAAAUUAUGCAGCAAAACGGCUGGGACUAUCUUCUUCUGUGAUUUCUUACAACCUUUUUCUA
Messenger RNA from Aspergillus ibericus CBS 121593, 2243 nucleotides. RefSeq names its product Zn(II)2Cys6 transcription factor. The coding region runs from base 160 to 2223 and encodes 687 amino acids. Gene Ontology annotation, cellular component: nucleus. Lineage: Eukaryota; Fungi; Ascomycota; Eurotiomycetes; Eurotiales; Aspergillaceae. Gene Ontology annotation, biological process: positive regulation of transcription by RNA polymerase II. Gene Ontology annotation, molecular function: zinc ion binding; DNA-binding transcription factor activity, RNA polymerase II-specific; transcription cis-regulatory region binding. The record is from RefSeq and is a predicted model, not a curated record. The transcript is spliced from 3 exons.